Messenger RNA from Umbelopsis ramanniana AG, 1143 nucleotides. RefSeq lists its product as uncharacterized. Gene Ontology annotation, biological process: copper ion transmembrane transport. Bases 278 to 766 code for a protein of 162 amino acids. Lineage: Eukaryota; Fungi; Mucoromycota; Umbelopsidomycetes; Umbelopsidales; Umbelopsidaceae. The record is from RefSeq and is a predicted model, not a curated record. Gene Ontology annotation, molecular function: copper ion transmembrane transporter activity. Gene Ontology annotation, cellular component: membrane. The transcript has 3 exons.
CGGGAGAAACAAGGAUGAACCUUUCAGUAGCUUGAGGACUCAACCCAAGAAGAUUUUUUAAGCGAUGUUCUGUAGACAGCAUUUUCAUUGAGUGUUAUGUGUUUGAUUAAUUUUAUGUUUAUGUGAAGUAGGGAAGACGAUUCUCCUGACGUUAGGGCGAUCAGAAGUGAUUGUUCAGUGGAAAUUUUGUCUCCUCGUCCCUCAGGUGAUCAUCCCCUCCAUUCGCCCCUUUUGUUUCUUCUGUAUCUGCUAGAGAAAAAUAGCCCCAAGUAAUAUAAUGGACCACGGACACGGCGAUAUGGAUAUGUGUAAAAUGAAUAUGCUUUUUAAUUGGGAUGUAGAAAAUGUCUGCAUUGUAUUUGAAUGGUGGCGGAUAAAGUCUCCGUUCGGGUUGUUACUGUCCUGUUUUAUUAUCGCCGGUGUAGCCGCAGGUUAUGAAUUCCUUCGACACGCAUCACGAGAAUACGACGAUGAGAUCGUUGCUGCAAACAAGAAGAAGGAUGCCAGUCGGCGAUUGGAGGAUGAACAUGCUGAAAACGACGGUCUCUUGAGCACAUCAGCUUCAGCGCUGACUAGUAUAUCACAGCAGCAGAAAGUCACACGUUCGAUCAUCUAUGCUGUUCUAGUCGGUAUCUCCUUUUGGCUAAUGCUCGUGUUCAUGACUUAUAAUGGCUUCCUCAUGAUCAGCGUAGUCGUUGGAGCUGGCUUGGGCCACUAUGCAUUCGGUGGCAACCUUCCUACAGAUCGCGGAAUACAGUGCCACUGAUGAAUAUUUAUCCGUUUUGCUAUAUAUCCAUGCCCAACGUGUACUGUGAAGAGGUAUCCCAAUUACAUUACCUCAUCGCCAUUUUGUAUCGCUUGAAAAAUCGAUUGCUUCUCUCCCCUCUCUUUUCAUCACUAGUCGCUUUCCCAUAUGUGUAGUGAUUUGUGCUUUUUAAGGAUAUUGUAUUAAAUAAUGACUUCCUUUUGCUGCUCGGCUCAUGCAAAUGCUAAUAAUGAUACAUGAUAUAUUACAGGGCGCAGGGUGAAGGCAAAAGUGGCAGAGAGUAGACAGGAUCACAGUUUCAUUAUCAUGUGGCUUGUAGUGGCAUUGAUGAAUCUCGAGCGUUAUCCAUCACCAACUCUCCUUGCAACAUUUCAUCU